This is a messenger RNA of Pleuronectes platessa (European plaice), 3885 nucleotides long. RefSeq names its product apoptosis-stimulating of p53 protein 2. Gene Ontology annotation, cellular component: nucleus. The coding region runs from base 1 to 3219 and encodes 1072 amino acids. The record is from RefSeq and is a predicted model, not a curated record. Gene Ontology annotation, molecular function: p53 binding. Gene Ontology annotation, biological process: regulation of apoptotic process. NCBI's taxonomy places the organism in Eukaryota, Metazoa, Chordata, Actinopteri, Pleuronectiformes, Pleuronectidae. The transcript has 18 exons.
AUGAUGCCGAUAUUUCUCACCGUGUUCCUGAGCAACAAUGACCAGCACUUCACCGAGGUGCCCAUCACGCCCGAGACGCUCUGCCGGGACGUGCUGGCGCUCUGCCGGGAGCCGGGCGAGGCCGACUGCUACCUGGCCGAGACCUGGAGAGGAGCAGAGCGCGUCGUCGGGGAGGCGGAGCAGAUGAUGGCGGUGCUGCAGCCGUGGGGGCAGCAGAGGGGGGAGGUCCGGUACCUGCUCCACCAUCAAAGAGCUCCAGGACCAGAGACUGAUGGAUCCAGAGCGUCCGAUCCGAAGCUGAAGAGGAACCAGGGGAGCGCUGCUGCAGAGAGACGUCUGGAGAACCAGGUCUCAGCUCCUCGUCUGGACGUGACCUUCAGUGAACUUCAGGAUCUGGUGACUCGACAGCAGCAGAUGCUGGCCUCCAAAGAGCAGCGGCUGCGCUCCCUGAAGCUGCAGGAGCAGCAGCAGCAGCAGGAGGCGUCUGAGCAGGAGCGACUGCAGCAGCUCCGAGAGAACGCACAGAACCAGGAGGCCAAGCUGCGGCGGGUCCGGGCCCUCAGGGGCCAAGUGGAGCAGAAACGCCUCAGCAACAGUAAACUCGUGGAGGAGGUGGAGCAGAUGACUGGUCUGUUCCAGCAGAAGCAGAGGGAGCUGCUGGUUGCGGUGGCCAGGCUGGAGGAGCUCAGUGACCAGCUGGAGGUGCUGAGGAGCCCUCGGAUGGAGCCACCCCCCCCACCUCCUCACCUCCAUACCACGGCCUCCUCCACCGGGGAGCUGGAGCUGCUCUGUAAAGAGCUGCAGCUGAGGAACAAACUGAACCAGGAGCAGAGCUCACGUCUGCAGCAGCAGAGAGACGGCCUGAACAAGAGGAACCUGGAGGUGGCGGCCAUGGACCGCCGGCUGGCCGAGCUCCGGCAGCGGCUGUGGAAGAAGAAGGCCGCCCUGCAGCAGAAGGAGAACCUGCCAGUGGUGUCAGAGGGCCACGCCCCCCAGCAUGGCGUGGGCUCCAGAGUGGCGGCAGUGGGGCCAUACAUUCAGCCGUCCUCCACAGCAGGCUCUCAGGGACCUCCGGUGCCGGCUCGCCAGGAGCCUUCGGUGAAGCCCACACCCGACUCGUCCCUGAAGCCGCCUCCCAGACCCGUCAAGCCGGCCGCAGGUUUCAGCUCCUCUCAAAUGAGCGACCGCUCAGACUGGAAGGCCAGAGCACUUCCUACAUCUAGCGGAGGUCACGGCCACGCCUCCACACUGCCUCGUGUGUCCAGCCUCAGCUACUGCAACUCAGGUGAUGAGACCCCCACAGGUCUCAGAGGACUUUGUGGAUCUGACAACCCGCCUCCUGUCCCAUCACGGACCAAUCACAGCACUGACACCCUGCUCAGGGACAAUCAGGCUUCAGGUAAAUGUUUGUCCCAGGUGACAGCGCCACCUCCUGUUCCCGGUAAGCCCACAUCGCUCUCUUCGUCCGGCCCACCAACCUUCUCCAGGCCCCCCUACAGCACCGGGACCUUCCCUGGUAAGGCUCGGCCGGUCGGCGGCCACCUCAGGGCUCCAGGCGUCCUCUCCAGCCACUGCAGUACACUCCCUCUGCCCAGCAAGCAGGAGAGCCCCCCCACCGCUGCCGUCCGGCCGUACACCCCCGACCUCUCAGACGGCCCUCUGCUGCAGAAGCCUCAGACGCUGGCGGCCUCAUCCAUCUACUCCAUGUACACCAAGCAGGCGUCUCUGGGGAAGGGCUACCAGCCAGGAGGCCAGGGCACGCUGCCCCGCAGCCAGCCCCGAGUGUACGGGAAGCCGGUCCUCCCGGCCAGCGGGGGGCAGCAGUCGGUCUCCUCAGACGACUCCGGCCUGAAUUCUGAUGCCUGUGUGUCUGAUGGGAGCGAGGCUGGUUGUCUGGGUAACGGCAAAGGGGUCAGUGGAGAGACGGCCGAACAAGCCACGCCCAGACCGCUCAGCCCCACCAAGCUCCUCCCCUUCCUGUCCAACCCUCACAGGAACCCCAGUGAUGCGGACCUCGAGGCCCUGCGGCGCCGGCUGCACCACGCCCCCCGGCCCCUGAAGAAGCGCAGCUCCAUCACGGAGCCCGAGGGCCCGGCCGGACCCAACAUCCAGAAGCUGCUCUACCAGAAGACCACUCUGGCUGCCAUGGAAACCAUUCCCUGCGAGACAGUCAGUCCAGCGGAGACAUGUGUCCAGCCUGGGGGACACAACCACCGGGGGGGCGGGCUGGAUGUCCAUGACAACACUGGGUUGAGCUUCAACCAAUUGCUCGCUGAGAGCCCUGAGGACUCCCUGACUCCGCCCCCUCUGCCCCCUCGCUCACCCAUCCCUGACCCCGCCUCUUGCUGCUCCCAGUGGCCCGCCCUGGAGGACAAGGAGGAGGAGCUGUGUCCGUCCUCAGUCCACCACGACCACUUUCCAGACGAGUUCCCCCCGUACCCCCCCCCACCAUACCCCAGCUGUGGGGAGACAGAGCAAGGAGACCACACCAGCAACCUGCAGCCGCCCGAGGUCAUGGGGCAGGAACCAGUUCCGCCGGGUAAGAGGUCUAUCCUCAGGAGAGUCGGAUCGGAGCGGGUGGACCCCACGCUGCGGGUGAAGUUCAACGCUCUGGCUCUUCUGCUGGACUGUUCUCUGGAGGGCGAGUACGACCUGGUCCAGAGGGUCAUCUUCAACGUGGACGACCCCAGCUCAGCCAACGACGAGGGCAUCACCGCGCUGCACAACGCCGUCUGCGCCGGACACACGGAUAUCGUCAAGUUCCUGGUUCAGUUCGGAGUCAACGUCAACGCUGCCGACAGCGACGGCUGGACUCCGCUCCACUGCGCUGCCUCGUGUAACAACGUUCAGGUCUGUAAGUUCCUGGUGGAGUCGGGGGGGGCCGUGUUCGCCACAACUUACAGCGACAUGCAAACUGCUGCCGACAAAUGUGAGGAAAUGGAGGACGGCUACCAGCAGUGCUCCCAGUUCCUCUAUGGCGUUCAGGAGAAGAUGGGCGUGAUGAACCGCGGCGUGGUGUACGCCCUGUGGGAUUACGAGCCCCAGAGGGACGAUGAGCUGGGCUUCACUGAGGGCGACUGCAUGACGGUGCUGAGACGGGAGGACGAGCUGGAGACGGACUGGUGGUGGGCACGAUGUGGAGAUGGAGAGGGCUACAUCCCCCGCAACCUCCUGGGGCUGUAUCUGAGGAUCAAACCGCGGCAGAGGAGCCUGGCGUGAACCUCCCAGGGACAAGUCCUCCAUGAGACGAGCAGCAAGGGACGUCCUCUGGACUCAGGAGUGUGUGUCCAAAAGAGACGGAUGUUUUUCAAUCUGCACAGUUUUACUUCUCCUCAACUCAUUUGUUCCAGUGGUUUUUCCUCUGACGUCCGAGAGCCUCAAAGGAAAUGAGAAAUUAUUUUUGGUCCAUUUUUUUAUAUUCUGUCUUUUUUCAAGAUUGAAUUUUUAUUUGAUUGAACAUUGACAUCAAAGGAAACUAUUUGAGCAAACGUCCCAAAGACUGAAACUACAAAGUCUCUUUUUUAAUUAUUUAAUUUUGUAUUUAUUAUUAAAAAUGUAAACCUUCUUUCACAGGAUCAACUAGUUUCACCCAGAAUGUAAUAAAAUAGCUAAAUUAUUAAAAGAUUAAUUUACGGGGUUGAUUUACCAAAAACAUGUUUCUAAUGCACCAGAACCGUUAAAUAUGAUAUGUGAGAUUUAAUUUCUACAAACACUGAAUGAAACUGAUUUAUUUUACUCGUCUCUGUUCUGCUUCAGUUGGUUUAACAUUAAAAUCUAAUGUUUGGCUUUUGUUUAGUUUCUUGUUUAAUUCUUUAACAUCGCUUAUGGUCUUUAUAUACAGUCACUGAUCCUCUUUAUAUAAAGUUCCACCGUUGUUAAAAUGUC